Arabis nemorensis is the source of this 624-nucleotide messenger RNA. The record is from the annotation of a GenBank genome assembly. NCBI's taxonomy places the organism in Eukaryota, Viridiplantae, Streptophyta, Magnoliopsida, Brassicales, Brassicaceae.
AUGAUGGAGGAUCGGUUUGAGUGCGAGAAGAAACAGGGUAUGUCAUGUGAAGAGUCUGGUGUGGCAGAUCUUCACUAUGAUCUCACACGGACAUGGGUUAUCGACAAGCCUGCGGCUAUACAGUGUUUGAAAAGCAAGAGGUUAUAUGGUACAUGUUCAAGAGGCGCAAAAGCAGCGACCGAAACUGUAGAUGCAUUGCGGAGUGGAGCUUCUGCAAUGAAAGCAAUGCAGAAAGCAACAAAUAUCAGUGAUGUGGACAAGACCAUGGACGAGAUCAAUGAGCAUAUCCAAGAAGCAUUGCAACUCCAAUUGGAUGCGCUUGAAGCAGAGCUUGAAGAACUCGAACGUGGCGAACUUGAAAAGCAACUUCUUCAGCCGACAACAACCGCUCCAUUGCCUUCAGUUCUCGUGCUUGGUGGGCAUCAACCCGCCCCCGUCCUCUACCUGAAAAGCAGCGGACCACUAUUGAAGACAAACUUGCUGCAUUACAAGCUGAGAUGGCCCUUUAAGUUUACCCGCAGGUUAUAUUCACCUCAACGAGCAGACCUGUAUGCAUUUGUAAAACAAGACCGUAAAAAUCAUGCCGCUUUGAUAUCGGAAAUUGAAAACCGUGUCGUCUUUUAG